Entrophospora sp. SA101 is the source of this 294-nucleotide messenger RNA. The record is from the annotation of a GenBank genome assembly. Lineage: Eukaryota; Fungi; Glomeromycota; Glomeromycetes; Entrophosporales; Entrophosporaceae.
AUGCAAAGAAAAAUCGAAAAUGGUUUUAAUGAACGUCAAACGAAAAAAAAUAAAUUUGAUGAUUCCGAAUUCCUCAAACAAGGUGAGGAGAUGAAAGAGAAUGUACAAAUGGCAGCAACAGAAGCACUAAAAAAAUCGUUUAAUAUCACAACCAUCAUAACCACUAACACUAUUGCUACUCAAUCUGCUAUUUCUACCACCAUUGCUACACCCACUAAAUCAAUAAAUACCAAUGCGUUAUCAAUGUGUAGUGAAGAUAAUGACGAUGUUGAAAUGACAGAUUCUGAUGCAUAG